Molecule: messenger RNA, 1334 nt
Organism: Guyanagaster necrorhizus
Lineage: Eukaryota; Fungi; Basidiomycota; Agaricomycetes; Agaricales; Physalacriaceae
Exons: 2
Coding region: 140-1069 (309 amino acids)
Biological process (GO): regulation of DNA-templated transcription
Molecular function (GO): sequence-specific DNA binding; zinc ion binding
Source: RefSeq, a predicted model, not a curated record
CCGGGGGGCUGAGACCCGAAGUUACGGUACAGGAUCUGAGAUCGACCCGAUGUGGUAACCCCAUUUGGAUGGGACCCUUUUGCUGAGAGUCGAGGGAUAGAAAAGCGGCAAUUGGAAUGGGCUACAUCCAACUUGUGUCAUGGAUUCGCAACAGCUUGUCUUUCCCUCGUACGCGUCUGCUGCUCCCCGCACACCCUCACCUAGGGAGGACCCUUUCUUCUCAUCCUAUCCCUCCCACCAACCAUACGAGGCUCCCGGUGGCGGCUCUCUUCUCCAGGAGCUGUAUGACGACCACCACCCCGCCGUUGUUCGCCGCGCCACAUUCCCGUACGUGCGUGCCGACUACCCUGCCGAGCCUAUCACCCUCCCCCCAAUGCACCACCACCACCACCCGCACCACCACCAACAAUUCUACCAGCCCUUCCCGUCCCCGCCACCGCCCUCCUAUACCCUCUCCCCCCACACCGGCCUCCCUGUCCAACACACUGAUGACGCCGCCUCCAAAGAAACCCAAUACCUCCGCCGCCGCUGCUUCAACUGCCAUACCACAGAGCCCCCCUCCUGGCGCCGCUCCACCCUCAACCCUGGCAAGAUUGUAUGCAAUAAAUGCGGCCUCUACGAGCGCACCCACCUCCGUCCCAGGCCCCUACGCUUCGACGAGCUUAGAGCCGGCAACAAGGCCCGCAAAGCCGCUGCUGCUCAGGCUCCUCAGAAGAAACCUCUCUCCCCAAAGAAGGAGCACAGUAGGAGCCCUCAGCUCUUGCCUCGUCGCGCUUCGCAGGAAUGGGAUGAUUCGCGUAGUGUCUAUCUACUCGUCCUCAUCAACCUCUUCUACCUAUCCCUCGCCCUCACCAACAACCUACCCACACCCCCUCCCCUCACCCUCUCCGCCCCCCAUCCGCCUCCCCAACGUCGACUUUGCCCAUUAUGCCGACUAUACUUUGCCCCCAGAGGUCGUAUCCGCUUAACGUGCUAUAACAUAUUCCGCUAUCUAUCCUUCGUAUUUAUUAUCGGUUGCUGUGUAAAAACUAUCUUAUCUAUUAGACCCUCCGCCCCCGUGUACUACUAGAUGAAAUGUGCAUGUCUUUUAAGCAGGUUAUUAUUAUCUGACGGUCCGAUUAUUAUUCGCAUCCCUCAGAAGUCUCGUCCAGCCUAUUCAUUCAUUUCCCACCGCCGCUCCAUGCAUUAGUACUUUUUCAAUCUUUCGUAUCUAAUCCCAAGUUUUCAUUGGACUACCUUGCUCAAGACGGACGCCCCCCAACUUCCUUCUCCCGCCUCAAAGGCUAUGCACGUUCGGCGUAGUCUCCGAGGUUGCGAUAUACGGCGGUCAACUC